Messenger RNA from Ananas comosus (pineapple), 1874 nucleotides. RefSeq lists its product as uncharacterized. Lineage: Eukaryota; Viridiplantae; Streptophyta; Magnoliopsida; Poales; Bromeliaceae. The record is from RefSeq and is a predicted model, not a curated record. The coding region runs from base 207 to 1400 and encodes 397 amino acids. The transcript has 2 exons.
GAAAGUCUUGGAUUGAGUAAAAUAAAUAAAAAAAAAACAACAGUUGAAGGAAGUAUAGAGCGAGGAUUAAAAAUAGCGCAGGCGAAAUCGACAAGAGUGACUUCUCAACCUCUCCCCUCUUGAGUCGGAGCCCCCUCAUAGAGAUCGGCGGGCCGACGAGGCUGAGGAUUCUCUCCCCCAACCUCACAUCUCCGCCUCCCGAUCUGAUGGGCUCCUCACACUCCUCCUCCUCCUCCUCCCAAGGACGCGCCGCCACCGACGAGGAGGAGGAGGAGGAGGAGGACGACGACAAGCACGUCUCGGCGGCGGCGGAGGCGGAGGCGGAGGCGGAGGGGAGGGCCCUCAACCACCGCGCGAAGGAGAAGGUGCUGGAGCAGGAGCCGGAGAUCCUCCCCUGCCGUGCCGCCGCCUCGCCGCUCUCCCCGCAGCCCUCCGCCGCGAGCACCCCACGCAUGCUGCUGGGUCCCACCAUCAAGGUCUGGGACCCCUGCAACGUCCUCCUGCCGCCCCUGCCCCCUCCCCCUCCCGCCGCCACCGAGGUGCUCCUCAUCAGCCCAGGCGAGUGUGCCGCCGCGCUCCGCCCCGAUCUGGUGGGCGGCCGCUGGCCCGCCGCGGCGCUGACCGCGAGGGGGGAGCGGCAGGCCCGGGCCCUCGCCGUCUUCCUCAAGUCCCAGGCCGUCCGGUUCGCCGCCGUCCACUGCUCUCCUCUCGAUCGGGCCAGGGCUACCGCCGCCUUCGUUUGCAGGGAACUUGAUUUUCCGGAGGAUCAAAUACAAAUGUCAGAUGCUUUGAUCGAGAUGAGUCAGGGCCAGUGGGAAGGGUGCCUUAGAUCUGAAAUUUACACCCCGGAAAUGAUCAAUUUAAUCGAAAAAGCCCAGCCUGAUUUCUCUGCCCCCUCAGGAGAAUCACUUCGGCAGGUAGGGUUUCGUAUUAUUGAGUUCCUCAAUAGAACAGUCAUAAGAUUACCUGAAAAGUUUUCUAUGAGAGAUACAUCAGUGAAUCACAAUGAGGCCAAGAGUUUCUCUCGAAACAGCUCGACUAAUUCAGUUCAAGAACGGGACGGCCCUCACUGGGAUUUGGUUUACCGGCUUAAUAGACCUAGUCUACAAAGGAAAAAAUCAGGAAAGAGUAGGCUUCAGUUUGUGACUUCAGGUGACAAUGAGACCGAAGACGAGUCCUCUCCUAGAGAGGCAUAUAUUGGAAGCCCUAGCAUUACAAUUGGGAUAUUUACUCAUGCAAUACCGAUUAAAUGCCUUCUUGCCAGCCUUUUAGAUUGCAGUCCUACGGUUUCUCACAGAAUUUGUGUAGAUGAUUCUUCUGUUACAGUCCUGGAACACUCGCUGAGAACAGGGUGGCAGAUCAAGAGGUUAAAUGAUACGGCACAUCUUAGGCUUCUUUAGGCAGUUAAAAAGAAGGGAAAAGCCCUUAUUGGACUCACAAGUCAAGGUUUAAAGAUAGCGAGUUUUUGCUAUAUUCUUCUUUGAGUUAUAUUUGUGAUCUGUGUCUGUUUCAGUGAAGAAAUUGUCUGUGCGAUUGGUCAGUUCAGAACCGUCAGCUGAUCUUCAAUUUUUGGGAGUCGGAAAUGGUUGAUUGAUCGCCAUGAAAGGAGAAAGAUUUUUUGUUGGGUACGACGGAAUCAUCUGUUAUUUGUUCUUUUUUUGUUAAUUUAUUUCCUUGUUUGUUGAUUGCAAGCUCACAAAGCAGAGAUCUGAUAAGUGAGUUGUUAUAUUUGUCGGUAUAACUUUCGCUUUGUCUAAAUCUUUAGAUUAGUUGUAAUUUUACAUUCAAUCAUUUGUAGGGCAAUAACAUAUUUCGUGUUGAUUACUUUCGAAUCGUAAAUCUUGGCAAUCGAGAUUGUGCUGCGGUAUUAAAAA